AUGUUUCUGUUGGUUGUCUGGGAAAGAAGAUGGCAGUGGUGGGUGUUGACGGGGCGAGAUGAUGUCGUUAUUGUUGAUGCGGCUCUGCGAUGGGCCAUCUACGUACUAAGCUUUCGGAACUGUGAGAUGGUGAGUGGGUCAGAGCUCCGCACUACUACCAUAGCUCACCCAGCACUGACAUAA
Molecule: messenger RNA, 183 nt
Organism: Bipolaris victoriae FI3
Lineage: Eukaryota; Fungi; Ascomycota; Dothideomycetes; Pleosporales; Pleosporaceae
Exons: 1
Coding region: 1-183 (60 amino acids)
Source: RefSeq, a predicted model, not a curated record